This is a messenger RNA of Mytilus trossulus (common blue mussel), 1784 nucleotides long. RefSeq lists its product as uncharacterized. The transcript has 2 exons. Bases 119 to 1777 code for a protein of 552 amino acids. The record is from RefSeq and is a predicted model, not a curated record. Lineage: Eukaryota; Metazoa; Mollusca; Bivalvia; Mytilida; Mytilidae.
CAAACAUUCUGUCCUAUUACAUACUCUUUUGAUAUUGUAUAUGUUUCUAUAUAAUGGACUCUAAUUUUCCGUAUACUAAUUGAUUCGUAUGUUCAAGGGAUAAGGCUUCGAUCAAAGAAUGCCAUCGAAAAAAUCAGACAAAUCCCCAUUUUGUCAUCGAUGUGAGGGUGCAAAGGUCGUACAUAAUGCCAGAUAUAAAUGUUUACAGUGUAAGGAGAAACUGUGUUCCGGUUGUGCGCAAAAUCACAUGAUUCUCAGGCUAUGUACAGAUUUUCGAAUAGUUGACAUGCGCAAUGGCCUAACAGUUGACUCCGUCUUCAGUAUAGAGCCAGACAAUGACCAAUCAAUAGAGAUGGAAAGAUCAAAAGAAGAUCAUAAACAGAAGACAACAGAAACUCCACAUCGAGUAGUGCGGACAUUUGGAAAACCCAUUUUACAACUUACCAUGAGGAAGUCGAAUAAGAUAGAAAUACCAAUUACACAAGAAUCGGGAUGUUUUCCUAAAUAUUCCUUCCCAGCUUUAAAAGAAGACAACAACCAUACAUGGAGAAAGGCUGAAAUCCUUGCAAACAUAGAGUCUUCUGCCAAAGGUGACUUCAAUGAAAAUGGCGACUUCUUUCCUGUUUCUUCUCACGAUGAAAGCAAAGACAGAACUUCAAUACUAAAGCGAAGUAGUUCAUUUAAAUCUGACACUCCAAAUAGUUUAUGGUAUAUUGAAACACAAAGAUCUUAUUCGUCAGCACCGCAAAAGAAAGAAGUUCGCUUCAAUACCUCAAAGAACACAAUGAAUACAAUUUCAGAGGAACCUAAAGGAAUACUACGUGAAUACAGCAAUAAUUUUUAUCUUGCUAUGGGGAAACAGAAAUCUAAGAAAAUCAGCGAACCGUCAAAGUCUUCUUAUUUACCAGUAAAGAAAUUGAAAAAGAAUACACCCACGGGUUUAUCAAUGGUGAGUCAGAGCUCUAUUGUGAUUGAACAACACGAGAUAGCAGGAAAGAUAUCAGGUGUUUUAUUUUUAAAUGAUAAUUACCUAGUGGUAAUAGACAGGCUGAAUCAUAAAAUGAAAGUGUUCAGCGCUCGCGAAAGGUACAGAAUGGUAGUGGAUGUGAAAAUUCCGAAAGGUUCGUGGGGUGUGACAUCACCCGAAGAUAAUAUCAUAGCCAUGACGUGCAGAUGCAAAAUAAUUUUCUAUGGCUUGUUUGAAACACCAACCCCAAGGUAUGAAAAGCCACAAGACCCGUAUGUUCAGGCUCUUGACGUAGAGUACCGACUUCGUGCUACUUGUUAUGGUAUAUCGUUUUGUGAAUCACGUGAUUUGUUCUUUGUCGCCUGCAAUGUGUUCUUUUCUGAUCCAUGCAUAUUUAUUGUGGACACAAAAGGAUAUACCCAACAAACAAUUCGAACAAUUGACGAUGGUAUAUCUCCGUCCAUACCGUUCACUGAAACAUUAGCAGUAGACUCCGAAAGAGGAGUGAUGUAUAUCGGUGAUCGAAUGGGCAAAAGACUUGUUUGUGCAACGUAUGAAGGACAUCAUGUAUGGAACGUUCAAUUAGCGGGAAAACCAGUAUCAAUAGCGUGUGAAAAUGAGCAUAUUCACGUGUGCGUUGACGGAAGAGUUAUAAGUACGAUUCACAAAGAUGGCCGAUUACUUAAGAAUAGUAUCCUCCUGGACUUAGAUGGUAGACGUAUAUGUUAUCACGAACAAUCGAAUCAGCUGGUUGUCUUAACUAAAGCCUUCUGGGGAGUUAGUCAUUUCAUACAGGUUUAUCAACUAUGAUUUUUGU